Molecule: messenger RNA, 2414 nt
Organism: Acanthopagrus latus (yellowfin seabream)
Lineage: Eukaryota; Metazoa; Chordata; Actinopteri; Spariformes; Sparidae
Gene: dync1li1
Product: dynein, cytoplasmic 1, light intermediate chain 1
Exons: 12
Coding region: 306-1847 (513 amino acids)
Biological process (GO): microtubule-based movement; microtubule cytoskeleton organization
Cellular component (GO): centrosome; cytoplasmic dynein complex
Molecular function (GO): dynein heavy chain binding
Source: RefSeq, a predicted model, not a curated record
GACUUCACCGCUGGUCUCAUCACACUUGUGUCUGUGCCUCAGUCACCAGCAGGUCACAGCGGAUCAAUCAUCUCACUGUGUAACGCAGAGUUAUGCUUUUGUAGACUGUGUUUCCUGUACAGGACUCGGUGUGUGUGCUCGGUGCAGGUCUGUCUGGUCUGGUCUAUGAGAUCAUCUCCCUGUGAGGAGAGGGGACCCCGCUUUGUGCGGGUGGACCACGCCCCGGCUCCGGCGUGCGGUGCACCAGGCUAGGUUAGCACACUGCUACAUCCGGGCGCUCUGCUCGGUUUACAAACCCUGCGAAGAUGGCGACGUCAGGGAGGAGUGCACUAUUAUCCUCCAGCUCAACUGGACCUAAGAGCACGCUGGAGAGCUCCAACCCCGAGGAGGAGGACGGACAGGACUUAUGGUCCACCAUCCUGAGCGAAGUGUCCACCCAUUCAAGAUCCAAGCUACCGUCCGGGAAAAAUGUCCUGGUCAUGGGUGAGGUGGGUUCGGGGAAAACCACCCUGGUGGCAAAGCUACAGGGGGUUGAAGAGUUCAUGAAAGGGCGUGGCCUGGAAUACCUCUACUUCAGUGUCCAUGACGACGACAUUGAUGACCACACCAGGUGUAAUGCCUGGGUGUUGGACGGAGACCUGUACCACAAAGGGCUGCAGGGCGUAGCUGUGCCAGUGGACUCGAUUGGCGACACGUUGCUGCUGAUAACAGUUGACAUGUCACGGCCAUGGAACGCCCUAGACUCUCUCCAGAAGUGGGCUGCCGUGGCGAGGGAACACAUCGACAAACUCCGGGUCGCCCCGGAAACGCUGCGGGAGCUGGAGCACAGACUUGUCAAACAGUUCCAGGAGUACACAGAGCCGGGCGGCGGAGAGGACGGCACCCCGCAGAGGAGGAGCGAGGAGGAAGAAAGCGUGCUGCUGCCGUUAGGAGACAACACACUCACACACAACCUGGGGAUACCAGUGGUGGUGGUCUGUACCAAGUGUGACGCCAUCAGCACAUUGGAGAAGGAGCACGACUACAGAGAUGAACAUCUGGACUUCAUUCAGUCUCACAUCAGACAUUUCUGUCUGCAGUAUGGGGCGUCUCUGGUUUACACGUCAGUGAAGGAGAUGAAGAACCUGGACAUCCUGUACAAAUAUCUAGUCCACAGACUCUACGGCUUUCCCUUCCACUGCCCGGCGCAAGUGGUGGAAAGAGACGCUGUCUUCAUUCCAUCCGGUUGGGACAACGAGAAGAAGAUUGCCAUACUUCAUGAGAACUUCCAGACAGUAAAAUCAGACGACAGCUUUGAGGACGUAGUCGUCAAACCACCAGUCAGAAAGAUUGUACAUGAAAAGGAGAUUCAGGCAGAAGAUGACCAAGUGUUCCUGGUGAAACUGCAGUCGCUGCUCGCCAAACAGCCCGCUGUCACAGCAGGGCGGCCAGUGGACACCACCAGCAGAGCGCCCACAGGUUCCCCCAGAACCAGCAACCGCUCUGCAGCUGCCAACGUAGCAAACGCCAUGCCACAGUCAGGUACAUCAGUGCAUGUCAUUGCUCCUGUGUGUGUGUGUGCGUGUGCGUGUGCGUGUUCUAAACUCUCUUCACUGUGCGCUGCAGGUCAGACCAGUGAGGGCGUGUUGGCCAACUUUUUCAACAGUCUACUGACGAAGAAGGCGGGGUCAGGAGGCCCGGGGACGCCGGGCGGUGGAAACAACACUCCAGGAACAGUCCGCAAGUCAGGUUCCAAACUGGGCCUGGGCGAUGUACAGGCGGAGCUGGACCGCAUAUCCAGCCGGGAGACGGACUCCGACUUGCCCAAUGCCAACGACACGCCUGCUGCCGACGGCCAGGACACAUGAAGACCAACACACAUCACCCUGCUCUCCUUCUCUCCUCCCACCCCCUCCUCCACCUCAGUCAUCUUCCAUCUCCCUUGUCCUUCCUCCCUCCACUCUUGCCCUCCACUCCAUCAUAAUGAUGUGGGAAGAAAGAGAGGUGUAAGUGCUUUCACUUUCUCCUCACCCCUCGUUCUCCUCCUCCCCUCUCUCUCUGUUCUCCUCCUGGCUGUUUUGCUGAGGGCCAGUAUUUGUCACUGUUACAUACGAGACUGUCUGUUACAUGAGAGUAAAUGGAAAUGGGGGACCAAUGUGGGGUGUGGAGGUCGGGAUGAAGUGAGAGGUGGGUUGAAAAAGAUUGAUUGCAAAAGUGAAAUUGAGGGCGUUUGAUCCAUCCAUUUCUGGUGAUGGUACAGUUAGUGUUUGUACUGUAGAACUGCUGAAGGGUGCAUGUUGAAGAGUCUGCACUGAGGUACUGUGUGUGUGUGUGUGUGUGUGUGUGUGUGUGUUAGGGAGAAUGACGCAGAUCAGGAUAUUAAGGCAGUUCUUCGCCCUUUACGAGGAGAGAUUUCAACCAAAAGUAAACAAGAA